Molecule: messenger RNA, 1665 nt
Organism: Spodoptera exigua (beet armyworm)
Lineage: Eukaryota; Metazoa; Arthropoda; Insecta; Lepidoptera; Noctuidae
Source: the annotation of a GenBank genome assembly
GAAGAUUUCAUUCAAUCGUUACGCAACUCUCGAAUAAAAUGUCUGUGCCUUGGGUUAUAGUGUGUGCCUAUAUUUUAGUGGUGAACUCGAUUCAAGCUGCGAGGAUCCUCAUCUACAUCCCUACGCCGUCCAUCAGCCAUCAAGUGGUGUACCGACCGCUGGUCCAGGAGCUGGCCAGCCGAGGUCACGAUGUCACAUUCAUCACCACUGAUCCCGUCUUCCCAAAAGGAAAAACACCAGCAAACCUGACAGAAAUAGAUAUACAUGACAUAUCAUACGGGAUAUGGCAAGAAGAAUUCAUGAAAGGAGAAAGAGGUGGUGCACGUGACUUAGUAGCGCAAGUAAAAGAAAUAAUGGGAACAAUGUACAAAGUUUUUGACAGACAACUAGAAGAUGAAAAGAUAAAGACUUUGAUCAAUGACAAGAGCAAACAGUUUGACUUGUUAAUGUUGGAAGCAGUUUCAACACCACUCCUCGUACUCUCACACAUUUAUAAGGCACCAGUGAUUCAAAUUAGUUCUUUUGGUGGUUUGUUCGGAACUUAUGAAUCGGUGGGUGCUCCGACGCAUCCACUCUUAUAUCCAACAAAUACGCGCCAAAAAUUAAGCGACCUGACGGUCUGGGACAAACUGACAGAAGCGUUCAUUCAUUACGCUUCGGAAAAAAUUUGGUACAGUUUUUAUGAUGUAAGCAACAGCAUAAUAAAAAAACACUUUGGACCCGAGGUGCCCAAUGUGGAGGAGUUAAUAAAUAAUAUUGACAUGAUAUUUCUAAAUAUACACCCCAUGUUUGAAGGUAUAAGACCUGUUCCACCUAAUGUUGUCUAUCUGCACGGAUUACAUCAAAAACCUACGAAGGAGCUCCCUCGGGACCUCAAGACCUACUUAGAUUCAUCCAAACAUGGAGUCAUUUACGUGAGCUUCGGCACCAACGUAGACCCUGCUCUUCUGCCGCCAGAAAAAAUACAAAUAUUGGUACGAGUGUUCUCUCAGUUGCCCUACGAUGUUUUGUGGAAAUGGAGCAAAGAUGAAUUGCCUGGUCGAUCUCCAAAUAUUAGGAUAGCUAAAUGGUUUCCACAGGCGGAUCUACUCAAACAUCCCAAUGUCAAGUUGUUUGUAACACAAGGAGGAUUACAGUCCACAGAUGAGGCCAUCACAGCAGGAGUUCCGUUAAUCGGCAUGCCGAUGAUAGGUGACCAAUAUUUCAACGUAGAAAGAUACGUUUAUCAUGGUUUUGGGAUCAGACUCGACAUGGAAGCGCUGACUGAAGAAAAACUUAAGCAUGCAAUUAACGCUACAAUAAAAGACGACAGUUAUCGUCGCAAUAUGGAGCAUUUCCGUACUCUAAUAAAUGAUGAGCCGCAGACACCGCUGGAGCGCGCUGUGUGGUGGACAGAAUACGUACUGCGCCACGGUAGCGCCAAGCACCUACGUUCACCCAGUGCCAAUAUAUCGUGGAGACAGUACUUAGAACUUGAUCUAGUCUUAAUAUUAUUAUCAGUAUUGUUAAUAGCAAUCGUACUUAGUGUUUUAAUACUUCGCUUAGUGUAUAGAGCUUUAAGAUUUUAUUUAAUUGGUAAUGCUAAAAUUAAACGGAAUUAAACAGAACUUUUUUAAAUUGGCCCUUUUUUCGACUUAUUGCAUUUUACUUGUAUUUUUCGCUUUU